This is a messenger RNA of Vanessa tameamea, 560 nucleotides long. RefSeq lists its product as uncharacterized. The record is from RefSeq and is a predicted model, not a curated record. The coding region runs from base 15 to 554 and encodes 179 amino acids. The transcript is spliced from 5 exons. NCBI's taxonomy places the organism in Eukaryota, Metazoa, Arthropoda, Insecta, Lepidoptera, Nymphalidae.
UUCAUUAAUAAAAAAUGGGCUUAAUACAAUCGAUAUUUUGUUCUAUGAUUUUCUGUGUCGAAAGAGUGCUGACAUGGACGUGUUGCGCGUUCUUGCUAAUGUUACUCAUGUUCACGAUCAUCAUAUUGAUGAUAUACGGCAUAUCAGUUGGCUAUCACUACGCGCAAAAAGAACUUGCUGCGUUUGCAAUGUCAUCAAGAUCUACAACAGAACCUUCGCUCAUGCGACGUUCAGGCCAAGAAGGGCGACCAGUUGUGCGACUGGUAGCUGUUAACCGAACAGAAGUUGAACAUGCACCGGCACCAAUACUCGAGGUUUAUCAAACUAAGAUACCAGGAGAACGCGUGUUUCUGGAGAAAUCUGAAACUCCAUUCGUAGUUCUCGAAACAGAAAGCCCACCAAGGGAACCGAAACUGAACUCACAAGAACGAGAGCUGGCGCGGAGGUUGAUCGGACGAUUUCGCCGAUCGAGAAACAACACUUCAACAGUUAUACCUUUUUUAAGACCCCUAAACACAACGGAACCUCCUGUACUACUAAGAAGUUCAGGCUAGUCAACA